This is a messenger RNA of Mesorhabditis spiculigera, 258 nucleotides long. Lineage: Eukaryota; Metazoa; Nematoda; Chromadorea; Rhabditida; Rhabditidae. The record is from the annotation of a GenBank genome assembly.
AUGGGCUGCAAGCAGAGCAAGCCCAUCUGCGGGCCUGUCGUCGAUGACGAGUUCGUGACGGUGCAGAUGCCGCCGCUCAAGCUGGUCAAGAUGUUCUUGCCGAAGAUGGCCGACGAUCUCACCUCCGAGUCCGACCACCACGAAGCGAAGAAGCGGAAUAACAAUUACGUUGGCGGACCUCCUUACGGCCACAUCAUCGUCAGCCAACCGGAAUGGGAUAUCUUCUUGCCGCGUGAUCGUCCGGGCUGUCGUCCCCGU